AAUUGUUGGUGGAGGCACGAAUACUGAUGACAGAUCUGUUGUCAGAGAGGUGUUUAUUGAUCAAACUUUUUGAGGUGAAUUUUGGAGUUUGCGAAACACAUCUUAGAUAUGGCUGAGCUUCGUACGAAACUGGCCGACAAGGCUUUGGUGGCGAUACCUCCGCCUCCAUCAAAAUUCACUUUGAGCGAAUGGUACUUGAAUAAUCGAUAUAGAAAUAGAAUAUGCCUGGACCAACAAAAACUAGCGGAUUCCAUCAUAGCCGAAAGCGACAGAUACAUCGACGAAGUCCAAGAAAAGACAGACCUCAAUAAGCGCGAAGUAGACCACAAGCUUACCGAAAAGCUCAAGGACAUAGAAUUCAAUAAAGGCGAAAUCGAAAAGCAACGAAAAGAAGUCUUCAUUGAAAUCGACAAUUUGAACACAUUCAUGGAAAGGAUAAAGGAUUCUUUGAACGCUCUAAAUGAAAACGCUUUGAAAAAUGUUAGAAAGUGUCUCAUUCUGAGAGAGGGACGACUCGGAAUAGACUUGUGCUAUGAUAAUGUAGAGAAACAAUUGAAGAAGGAGCUGCAGGUUAUUGAGGGUGGUCGUAGUCUGCUGAAUAGGACCUUAGAGCAAAGCAAUGAACAGGUCCGUAGACUAAGAUCAACAGUAUACUUCAUGGAUCGAGAUUUGGAAGACAAGGGUAACGUCCUAAAAAUUGAUCAACACAACAGCGCUCUGACAAAUACCAGUUUGAAUCUGAGCAUAUACCACGGUAUGACUCCAUUAGAUCCUGCUAAUAUAACCCUUCAGGAAUGGGAACAGUUCACCAAUCAAAACAUCGAGAAGGCCGCGAAAGAAAUCAACAGCGCCCGACAGCUUCGAUCCUACGUGGAUAUUUUACUUAAACAAGUCUUCGAAGAUCUAACCGCCCAAUUCCACAGCGUCAAUAACGCUUUCCGUUACAGAAUAGAAGAGCUCAAAGAAGCGAAAACAAAAAUGGAAAUACAACAUUCGGAAAUUGUAAGACAAGCAAAUGAAAUGACAAGAACAAUGACGCGUUUGAAAAAGGCGAUUAGCGAAAAGGAAGGAUACAUGGCCUUGGCGCACACCAGACUCGGAAAUAGAGCUCAAAGGCCAGGAGUAGAAUUAUGUAAAGAUUUGGUAGAGAUUUCACUAGUGAACGAGGUUGCAGAAAUGAGAGAAAAUCUUGCAAUAUUACAACUGAAGUUAGCCGAGGCACAAGCUUCCCUGAGAUACUUAUUAAAAACACAAAUACAGCUAGAAGAAGAUAUUAAUGUGAAGACGAAUUCCUUAAAAAUUGAUGAAGUGGACUGUAUGACUUUAAGACAAAUUAUGGAUUACCAUAAUUAUUAAAUAAACAAGUACUGGCUUCGAA
Leptinotarsa decemlineata (Colorado potato beetle) is the source of this 1378-nucleotide messenger RNA. RefSeq names its product Tektin C (gene Tektin-C). Gene Ontology annotation, biological process: cilium assembly; cilium movement involved in cell motility. NCBI's taxonomy places the organism in Eukaryota, Metazoa, Arthropoda, Insecta, Coleoptera, Chrysomelidae. The record is from RefSeq and is a predicted model, not a curated record. Gene Ontology annotation, cellular component: nucleus; microtubule cytoskeleton.